AUGCCUCCCAGGCUCCUUUUGGAUCCACAUUCCUUGGCAACCCUCCACUCCAUCAACAUCAUGAACUCCAGCCACCACACCACCCUCUUCCACACCCCUGAUGCCACCAUUACUGGUUGUUUCCUCCAGAUCUUGUCAGAGAUCCCGUUUGGAGGUUUGCUCUUAGCCUCAUCAACUUUUGUAAUCAUCCACUCCCUUUGCCAGCGGAGGCGCCAUGGCCUUGCCGUAUGGCCUGUCCUUGGGAUGCUUCCCUCGCUGCUCGUCGGCAUUCGAGGCAAUGCCUACGAGUGGGCUACCGACGUGCUUGUUAGAACAAAUGGCACAUUCACCUUCCAAGGUCCAUGGCUCAGCAACCUUCAGUGUGUUGUGACUGCCAACCCCGCCAACCUCAAGUAUAUUCUUAAGACCAAGUUCGCCAACUUUCCCAAGGGGGAGUACAUCCAGGGCCUCGUCCGUGACAUGCUCGGGCACGGCAUCUUCAGCACCGAUGGUGAGGCAUGGCACCACCACAGGAAGAGAUCGAGCCUUCAGUUGCACUCAGCGGAGCUCCGAGCUGCCAUGGCCAAAUCUGUAAUUGAGCUCACUCACUUGAGGCUUCUACCAGUGCUCGAGUCCUUGGUCAACAUCCCAUUUGAUCUACAAGACGUGCUACUUAGGCUGACAUUCGACAACGUCUGCAUGAUUACCAUGGGCAUCAAUCUGGGCUGCCUGAGUCUGGGGCUUCCAAAGAUGCCCUUUGCCGAGGCCUUUGAGAACAUUACAGAGGUCAUCGCACUCCGGUUUAUAACCCCAACAGCCUUGUGGAAAGCCAUGUACUACUUGGGAGUUGGGGGUGAAGGGAAGCUCAAGAGGUCACUGAAGGAAGUCGAUGAAUUUACUUAUGAGGUGAUUCGGAGGAGGAAGGCAGAGCUAUCAUCAUUAUCUGGUGACAAGUCAAGGUCUGAUCUGUUGACAGUGUUUAUAAGGCUCAAGGAUGAGAAUGGGAAUGCAUUCUCUGACAAGUUCCUGAGGGAUCUCUGCAUGAAUUUUAUACUGGCAGGGAGGGACACAUCGUCGGUCGCUUUGGCUUGGUUUUUCUGGUUGUUGGACCAGAAUCCAGAGGUGGAGGAAGAAAUCCUUGCGGAGGUUAGGCGAAUAGUAGAGGAGAGAGGAUAUGGUGGCAAUGGGGAAGGAGAGAAUACUUUGGUAUUUAGGCCAGAGGAGGUGAAGAGGAUGGAGUAUCUACAGGCAGCUCUGUCGGAGGCUUUAAGGCUGUACCCAUCAGUGCCAGUGGAUUUCAAAGAGGUGACAGAAGAUGAGGUAUUUCCAGAUGGGACCACACUGAAGAAAGGAAUAAAGGUGAUGUACUCCCUCUACUCCAUGGGCAGAAUGGAGAGCAUAUGGGGGGAAGACUGUAGGGAGUUCAAGCCGGAAAGAUGGCUCAAAGAUGGGCGAUUUGUGAGUGAAUCUUGGUCCAAGUUCCCAGCCUUCAAUGGAGGGCCAAGAUUGUGCUUGGGGAAGGACUUCGCAUACUAUCAGAUGAAGUUUGUUGUGGCUUCCAUCAUCUACCGCUAUCAUGUUAAGGUAUUUCCAAACCAUCCGGUGGUCCCAAAAUUGGCACUGACUGCGUACAUGAAGCAUGGAUUAAAGGUGAUACUUGAGAAAAGAUAAAUCCAACUUUAUCAUGGAAGGUGCUCAUGCUUUUAUGUUACUUCAAAUUCUUGGGUAUAUGCAAAAUAUUUCUAGCCAAGGUAAUAAAAAGUGACACAUGA
Elaeis guineensis (African oil palm) is the source of this 1751-nucleotide messenger RNA. RefSeq names its product cytochrome P450 86B1. NCBI's taxonomy places the organism in Eukaryota, Viridiplantae, Streptophyta, Magnoliopsida, Arecales, Arecaceae. Gene Ontology annotation, molecular function: oxidoreductase activity, acting on paired donors, with incorporation or reduction of molecular oxygen; iron ion binding; heme binding. The record is from RefSeq and is a predicted model, not a curated record.